AUGAUGCAACCUAUUUGGUUCAGCGUUCUGCUUUGUAUUGUUUUGGCUGAGAAUGGAACUAUCUCUCCGCUAAAUCUCGACAUCGAUGACAUUACAUGGGAUGACUGUAGCAAUGGGUACUUCUCAACUAGUUUCAACAUCCUUGAUAAUAGCAAUUUGGAGUCGAUCCUAGAUUCAAGCAUUGAUGCUCAUAAAAGGGAAUCAGAAAAUACUGGUAGAGAAUUACCAGGAACAUCUGCUAGGAAUUUGGAGAUUAGCAUUUCAUCUGAUUUUUCGCACUUCGAUUUCACUGAUUUGUGGAAAAGUGAGCAUAGAAGCAAUGAGGAUUCGAAAAUCGAAACCGUUCCAAUCACAACAGGAAAUUACCAGUUGCAAGAAUUAUCGAGAACAGAUGGCGAGAAUAUGCAUAGCAUUUCGCCCGACUCUUUGCAGUUCAUAGAUAAGAAAAAUUAUGAGUGUCCCCAUGUCGGAUGUACAAUGAAAACAAAGAAUCGCAAGGAAUACAUAACUCAUAAGAAAACGCAUCCCAAACCUUUUAUUUAUGAAUGCAAAAUGUUCGGUUGCGGACGAACAUUCGAUAAUGCAGCAUCAUUGUGCACACACAUGCAAAGACACCGACCUAAACUUCAGUGCAGAGACUGUGGCAAAUUCUUUACUUAUAUGAAUAAUUUGUACACUCACAGGAAGAGUUGCGCGAAAGUUCCACAUAAGAAAAAUUAUGAGUGUCCCCAUGUCGGAUGUACUAUGGAAACGGAGAAUUAUAGUGAAUACAUAGCUCACAGAAGAACGCAUCCCAAACCUUUUAUUUAUGAAUGCAGAGUGCCCGGUUGUGGACGAACAUUCAGUAAUCCAUCAACAUUAGUCAAUCACCAGGAAAUACACGGGCCUAGAUCUCAUUGCGGAAACUGUGGCAAAAUUUUCAACUAUAGGAAGAAUCUGAGCCCUCACAGGCAGUGCUGCACGAAAGCUUCAUGUUAG
Molecule: messenger RNA, 978 nt
Organism: Brugia malayi
Lineage: Eukaryota; Metazoa; Nematoda; Chromadorea; Rhabditida; Onchocercidae
Product: Zinc finger, C2H2 type family protein
Exons: 3
Coding region: 1-978 (325 amino acids)
Biological process (GO): regulation of transcription by RNA polymerase II
Cellular component (GO): nucleus
Molecular function (GO): RNA polymerase II transcription regulatory region sequence-specific DNA binding; DNA-binding transcription factor activity, RNA polymerase II-specific
Source: RefSeq, a predicted model, not a curated record